Messenger RNA from Lactuca sativa (garden lettuce), 1825 nucleotides. RefSeq names its product nucleobase-ascorbate transporter 4. Gene Ontology annotation, molecular function: transmembrane transporter activity. Lineage: Eukaryota; Viridiplantae; Streptophyta; Magnoliopsida; Asterales; Asteraceae. Gene Ontology annotation, cellular component: membrane. Gene Ontology annotation, biological process: transmembrane transport. The record is from RefSeq and is a predicted model, not a curated record.
UUUGUUACAAUCAACCACCAUUUUCCAUUUUAUGCUUCCACUAUCUCUCUAAAUUAUUUUCUCUAAACAUAAAUAAGGUCAACGUUGACUUAAAAUGACAGUAGCAAAAGAUGAUAAGUUUGUUCCACAUCCGGUGAAGGAUCAGUUUCCCGGAGUGGAGUUUUGUAUAAAUAGUAAUCCUCCUUGGGCCGAAGCUGCUGUUUUGGCUUUUCAACACUAUCUGGUGAUGCUAGGGACCAUUGUUCUUAUAUCUUCCAUUAUUGUUCCUCCAAUGGGUGGAGGUCCUGUGGAGAAAGCUUAUAUGAUACAAACAAUGUUAUUUGUUGCCGGAAUGAACACAUUGUUACAGACAUGGUUUGGGACAAGACUUCCUGUGGUGAUUGGAGGCUCAUUCAGAUUCGUCGUUCCUAUGCUAUACAUUGCUCUAUCACAUCGUUAUAGUUUUUACUUUGAACCCGCUAUUAGGUUUCGUCAUACAAUGAGGGCAAUGCAAGGAGCACUUAUGAUCUCUUCACUUCUUCCUAUUAUACUUGGAUUCCUUGGUAUUUGGAGAAUCGUUGUCAGGUUCUUAAGUCCGCUAUCUGCGGUUCCUCUGGUAACCCUCGUCGGACUUGGUCUCUAUGCACAAGGGUUUCCUCUAUUGGCAGAAUGCGUUGAGAUUGGGCUUCCCCAGUUAAUUCUACUAGUUCUCUUCUCUCAAUAUGUCCCUUACUGGUACAAAUCAAAGUGGCUUGAUCGAUUUGCUGUCCUUAUCUCUGUAGCAAUUGUAUGGGCAUACGCAUCUCUUCUUACAGCAGCCGGUGCUUAUAAAACUAGACCCCCCAACACUCAGUUCAGUUGUCGUGUGGAUCGCUCUGGUCUUGUAAGCGCUGCUUCAUGGAUAAAGUUCCCAUAUCCACUCCAAUGGGGUCGACCCACUAUUCAUGCUGGAGAUGUUUUUGUAAUGUUAGCAGCUGCUUUUGUGUCUCUAAUCGAGUCAACAGGCACGUUUAUUGCAGCAGCAAGAUAUGGGAGUGCUACACAUGUUCCAUCUUCUGUAUUAAGCCGUGGAGCUGCUUGGCUGGGAAUUGGUAUAUUGAUGGAUGGGUUAUGGGGUACAGGAACCGGCUCAACUGCAUCAGUUGAAAACGUUGGUCUUCUAGCAGUAACUAAAGUGGGAAGCAGAAGAGUGGUACAAAUGUCUGCAGGUUUCAUGUUCUUCUUUUCCAUUUUAGGAAAAUUCGGCGCCAUUGUAGCUUCCAUACCUUUACCAAUCAUUGGAGCUCUAUAUUGUGUCUUGUUUGGCUACAUGUCUUCUGCUGGUCUAGGGUUACUACAGUACUGCAACCUUAACAGUUAUCGUACAAAGUUUAUCCUGGGUUUCUCACUCUUCAUGGGUCUUUCCGUCCCACAAUAUUUCAAUGAUUACGUGAUAACAACUGGAGCAGGCCCUGUUCGCAGUAGAUCCACUUGGUUCAAUGAAGCGAUGUUGGUGAUAUUCACGUCUCCAGCAACAGUAGCGGCUAUUGUGGGUAUGUUUCUUGACAGGACUCUGGGGUAUAAUCACAAAGAUGUAAGAACAGAUGGAGGAAGACAUUGGUGGGGGAAAUUUAAGUACUUUGAAAGAGAUGUGAGGAGUGCAGAGUUCUAUUCCCUUCCUUAUGGACUUUCUAAGUACUUUCCUUCUGUUUGAUUCUUAAUUCUUGAUUUUGUGUUUAUUAAUAUUUUGAGAUUGAGAUACAUUCAUUCCAGCCUAUAGAAAAGAAAAGCUUUUAGCUUAUUUGUAGGCUUGUAGUCUUGUGAAUAUGACUGUUUGAAAUGAAGAAUGUAUCUAUUAAUAUUCCAA